Molecule: messenger RNA, 2643 nt
Organism: Sorex fumeus (smoky shrew)
Lineage: Eukaryota; Metazoa; Chordata; Mammalia; Eulipotyphla; Soricidae
Gene: ESYT3
Product: extended synaptotagmin 3
Exons: 23
Coding region: 1-2643 (880 amino acids)
Biological process (GO): lipid transport
Molecular function (GO): lipid binding
Source: RefSeq, a predicted model, not a curated record
AUGCACGGGGAGGAGCCCUGCGACCCCGGCGCCCCGGGUGCUCAGGGAGCGCAGGGUGCCCAGGGCGCGCGGGGGCCCCGGCCGCGCCUGUCCAGCCAGCUGCUACCCGAGUUCUACACCUUCGUCGCGCGCGUGCUCUUCUACUUGGCUCCCGUCUACCUCGCCGGCUACCUGGGACUCAGCAUCAUCUGGCUGCUGCUGGGCGCCGCGCUCUGGAUGUGGUGGCGCAGGAACCGCCGCGGGAAGCUCGGGCGUCUGGCCGCCGCCUUCGAGUUCCUCGACAACGAACGCCAGUUCAUCAGCCGCGAGCUGCGGGGCCAGCACCUGCCGGCCUGGAUCCACUUUCCUGAUGUGGAGCGAGUGGAGUGGGCCAACAAGAUCAUCUCACAGACCUGGCCCUACUUCAGCAUGAUCAUAGAGAGCAAGUUCCGGGAGAAGCUUGAGCCCAAGAUCCGGGAGAAGAGUGCCCACCUGAGGUCCUUCGCCUUCACCAAGCUCAACUUCGGGCAGAAGUGUCCCCGCGUGAACGGAGUCAAGGCCCACACUGACCAGCGCAACCGCAGGCGCGUGGUGCUGGACCUGCAGAUCUGCUACAUCGGGGACUGUGAGAUCAGCGUGGAGCUGCAGAAAAUCCAGGCUGGUGUGAACGGGAUCCAGUUGCAGGGCACACUGCGUGUCAUCCUGGAGCCGCUCCUGGUGGAUAAGCCUUUCGUGGGGGCCGUGACCCUAUUCUUCCUGCAGAAGCCGCACUUGCAGAUCAACUGGACGGGCCUGACCAACCUGCUGGACGCACCAGGAAUCAACGAGAUGUCCGACAGCCUCCUGGAGGACCUCAUUGCCUCGCACCUGGUGCUGCCCAACCGCGUGUCGGUGCCGGUGAAGAAGGGGCUGGACGUGACGCGCCUGCGCUUCCCGCUGCCGCACGGUGUGAUCAGAGUGCACUUGCUGGAAGCGGAGAACCUGGCCCAGAAGGACAACUUCCUGGGGAUCCCAGGCAAGUCGGACCCCUACGCCAAGGUGAGCAUCGGACUGCAGCAUUGCCGGAGCAAGACCGUCUACAAGAAUCUGAACCCCACCUGGAACGAGGUGUUUGAGCUCAUCGUCCACGAAGUUCCUGGGCAGGACCUGGAAGUCGACCUGUACGAUGAGGAUCCCGACAGGGAUGACUUUCUGGGCAGCCUGCAGAUAUGCCUCGGAGACGUCAUGACCAACAGGGUGGUGGAUGAGUGGUUUGUGCUGAACGACACGGCCAGCGGGCGUCUGCACCUGCGGCUGGAGUGGCUGUCGCUCAUCUCAGACCCUGAGGCUCUGACCGAGGACCAUGGGGGCCUCUCCACUGCCCUCCUCGUGGUCUUCCUGGAGAGCGCCUGCAAUCUGCCGAGAAACCCCUUCGACUACCUGAACGGAGAGUAUCGAGCCAAGAAGCUGUCCAGGUUCGCCAAGAACAAGGCCAGCAGAGAUCCCUCCUCCUACGUCAAGCUGUCGGUGGGUGGGAAGACCCACACGAGCAAGACGUGCCCCCGCAGCAAGGACCCCGUGUGGAGCCAGUCCUUCUCCUUCUUCGUGAGCGACGUGACAGCCGAGCAGCUGCAGCUGAAGGUGCUGGACGAUGAGCAGGAGUGUGCCCUGGGCGUGCUGGACUUCGACCUGUGCCAGAUCCUGCCCUGCGCCGACCUCACCCUGGAGCAGCGCUUCCAGCUGGACCACUCGGGCCUGGACAGCCUCAUCUCCAUGAGGCUGGUGCUUCGGUUCCUGCGCGUGGAGGAGCGAGAGCUGGGGAGCCCGUACACAGGCCCCGAUGCCCAGAAGAAGGGCCCCCUGUUCAUUAAGAAGGUGCCCACCCAGCAGGGCCCUGAAGCGGCACACGCGGGUCCACCCUGCCCCCCGACCCCAGCGCCUGCUGUCAGUGAAGAAGCCCCCGAGAGCACCCCCGCCGCCACUGCCACCCCCGUGCAGGGCCCCCCAGAGACACACCCCGAGCCCAAAGGCAAGGACAGUGCCAAAGGGACCCGUGCGCCCCAGGGGGAGAAGAGGAACUCGGCCGUCUUCCUGACUGUCCCUGGCCCCCACUCUCCGGGCCCCAUCAAGUCACCCCGGCCCCUGCCGAACCCCGCCUUCCCAUUCGCGUGGCCGGCCCAGAGGCAGGCCCCCAGCAUGGCCUCGCUCAGCUCCCUGGCCUCCUCCUGCUUUGACCUGACAAGUGACAGCCUCCACCUCCAAGGCGGGCUGCUCCGGCAGCGGGGGCUGGGCGAGAUCCAGCUGACCGUGCGCUACGUGUGUCUGCGGCGCUGCCUCCGGGUACUCAUCAACGGCUGCAGAAACCUGACUCCCUGUACCAGCAGUGGCGCUGACCCCUACGUCCGUGUCUACCUGCUGCCAGAAAGAAGGUGGGCGAGUCGGAAGAAGACCUCAGUGAAGCGCAAGACCCUGGAGCCUCUCUUUGACGAGACAUUUGAAUUUUUUGUUCCCAUGGAAGAAGUACAGAAGAGGUCACUGGACAUCGCUGUGAAAAAUAGUAGGCCACUUGGCUCUCACCGGAGAAAGGAGCUGGGGAAAGUACUGAUUGACUUAUCCAAAGAAGACCUGAUUAAGGGCUUCUCGCAGUGGUACGAGCUGACUCCAGAUGGACAGUCCAGAAGCUGA